AUGUCGAGAGCCUCAACUCGGACGGUUUACGGGGAGAGGGAGACCAUCGUACGCUUUGACGAACCGCAGGCAAACAAACAAAAGAAGCCCUCGCACAUAGUCAUGUACGAGUGGUAUUCUGCCCACAGCCGCAAUGGCAAUGGACGGCUACCGUCACGCUCACUAUCGACAUGGACGAGCAUCGCCCAUCGACGAGGCCAUGCUGGUUCAACCUUUGCUGACCCAGACCCGGCAUCGACCUCGCAGCGCAGUCAUCACUGCUGCUGCUGCCGCCACCAUCAACUCCACGUCAGCACAGGAUAUCGCCAUUUCCAAUGUUUCACCGUUGUCACGGCGCCAGUCGCUCGUCUCUGUUUAUUCGGGGACUUGAGCACAGCCCACCGCGAGCUGGAGGGCUAUCUGAACCGCACCUCGUGUGAUCUGGUUGAUGCGGUUGAUGUGGUGGGGGAGACGCGGCGACGGACAAGUCUCGUGCAAAACAAAGACGACUCCCAGUUCCAUCUCGACUUCCAUCUCGACUCCGUCCUCGUCCUCGACUCACAAAACGCCAACGACGCCGACGGCUAUUCUUCCACAACACCAGUUUCCCCCGUGUCUCCCGUGUCUCCCGUGUCUCCCCUCGGCAGCAGCUACUAUUAUUCCACCUCCAAGUCAUCAUCGCCGCAGUCGCAAGUCAGCAGCUAUGAUGAGGACAUGUUCGCAGCUAUAGACGUCAAUGCCGCAGCCGCCGUCAUGGCCACCGAAUUCAAAGCAACCAGGAUCACGCCUGGAGUGCCCAACAAGCCGCCCUCGUCAUCGUCACGGUCAUCGCCGUCGCCAUUGUCACAGCUACAGUCACAGUCACAGUCACAGUCAUCACCAGCUUGCCCAUCACCCGUCGCCGGCUCCAGCAACACCACCACCAGCUCCAGGCCGACGCCAAACAAUAGCAACAAUGGUGGCACCCAGCAGCAGCAACAACAACUUCUCGAAAACCUAUUAUUGUCCACCACCAGAGUGGGCAAGGUGUGCCUGGUGCGUCCCCGCGCGGGGCCGUUCGAGGGUCAGUACGUCGCCCUGAUCACCACCACGGCCGUGCAUGCCCCGAACAAUGAACUCAUCACCUUGAUUCCUGAGGCUGAGCACGAAAUUGCGCAGAGGCGAAUCCACACCCUGAAAACAGCAGUCGCCGAAUGGGGUUCUGAUUCCCGCCGGCCCGAUGUGUGGAUUCUGCUGCAGUCAAUGGCCGUGAAUGGCGACGGUGAGCCCGAUGCCAGGAAAUUACAGACGUGGGUGCAGAAUAUUGGUGAAGAGGCUGAAGAGAGAAUUAUGGCUACGCAAUUCAUCAAGCACCGGAGGGGUGUACAGCAACAUCGCAGGCAAGGGAUCGAGUUUCCAGUCUCACAACCGCCACAACCACCGCCACGUCACCGUAACCACCAUCAUCGUCAUCAUCCUCAUCCCAUGCGCCCUGAUUCUUUUGUGAGACCUCACCUAGAGAUUGGCUACGAUAACAAUGGCCCCUCACAGCAACACCAACCUGAGAGUCCUACCCAGGACCCAGGACAGGAGGUCUACUUCCCCCUGGCUGUUAUGCAGCAGCUCUUCUUUAGGUCAUCAGUGAAGCGAAGUGUAGAGGCAUCUGUCAUCACUGGCCCGAAAUACCGCUUCAGCCAAAGUAUACUUUUGAAUGUAAAGGGCGAUGUGGCCUUGGCAGAUAUCGAAGCCGCCGUCAGCGUUUUAGUAUCACGACACUCCAUGCUAAGGGCUCGAUUCAGACUGACCAGCCAGGGCUGGGCACAAGUCAUCGCCCCCGAGUCGAACCGUGCUUACAGAUUCGAGCACAGGUAUAUCAACGACGACGACGAUUUACUGACUGUCAUUGAUCAGGCCCAGCAAUCGUUAAAUGUCUUCAAGGGUCCCGUCUUUACGGUCAAGCACAUUAGAAAUACCGAGAAUAAGCAGCUACUGUAUCUUGCCGCUCACCACCUAGUUGUCGACUCGGUCUCGUGGAAGAUCUUGCUCCAUGACCUGGAUGAAUUGCUUCGAGAGGGAACACUUGUCUCCGAGCCCUCGAUACCAUUUACAUACUGGACAGACUAUCAGAGCUACGAAAAUAGCCAGCGGUUAAUUGAACCGAACCUGCCGUUCGAAAUUGUCCCCGCAAACCUGAGAUACUGGGGCUUGGAGGGCCACUCCAACCUGUACGGAGACACUACGCACCUGAACUUUGCCUUGCCACGGGACUCGGCAUCUGCUUUGAAGAAAACGUGCAACAAUGUCUUCCGGACCGAGUCUGCAGACGUUUUCAUCGCUGCAUUGUUAUAUUCCUUCCAUCAGACAUUCCCUGACCGCUCCAUUCCUACCGUCUGGAAGAAAGAGCAUGGCCGAGAUGCUCGAAAUAGCGACUUCAAUGUCGCAGAGACGGUUGGAUGGUUCACCGCGCUCUGCCCAAUUAGUGUGCCGGUCCAUCCUGGCUCGGAUUUGAUCCAUUUGAUCAAGCUGCUCAAAGAUUCUCGUAAAGCGGUUUCGGAAAAUGGCACACCAUACUUCCAAUCAAAAUUCGCCGCCGACGACACGGCUGCCACCUCCUUGCCAGUCGAAGUCAUGUUCAACUGCAUCGACACUCUUAACCAGCUACAGAGGGAAAAUGGCAUCUUGGAGCCCGUCGCUGCCCCUGACCGUGAAGUCCGCUCCUUGGCGUCUGACGUAGGGCCUGCAGUUGGCCGCAUUGCCCUUUUCGAGGUUUCCGUGGGCCUUGAUGAUUACGGUGCCAGGGUAGAGUUCUCCUUCAAUGUGAACUCGAGGCAUCAGGAUCGCAUUACACAGUGGAUGCAUAAUUUUGAGAGUUCCAUCUUGCGCGCCGUCUCUCGCCUAGGGGUCAUGCAGCCUGAACUGACGCUUUCAGAUGUGCCUCUUUUGGAAACAUCUUAUGAGGCAUUGUCAAAGCUCAUGUCGAAGCAGCUUGUUGAUGUUGGCAUCAAUGGAGUUGACAAUAUUGAGACAAUCUGCCCCGUGGACCUCGUUCAGCAGGAGAUUUUGGUCGCCCAAAGCAUCGAUCCCAACUGCUUCCACGUCAGUCGCACAUAUGAACUUGCCACCGUCGAUGGGUCGGAAGUUUGCCGAGACACACUCUGCUCCGCCUGGCAAACACUUGCCGCUUCCCAUAGCAUCUUGAGGAGCAUUUUCAUCGACAGUGUGUCAGAGAAGGGACUCUUUGAUCAAAUGGUUCUGAAGAAGACCUCACCCGACAUGCUAUUCUUGGACUCGAACGACCCUAUGGAGACUCUUUCAUCGCUGCCCCCCAUGAGGCCGUCAAAGUCUAUGCCGAGACAUAGACUCUCAGUGAGUCGGUCGGACAAAACUGCGUACCUAAGAAUUGAUUGCAGCCAGGCACUGUGCGAUUUGACUGCCAUCCACAACUUGGUUGUUCAGCUUCGAGAGUUGUAUAUGGGCAGAAAAUUGGUCAUUUCUAGUCCGUUACCUCCCCGACAAACCCGCCACAUCGCUUCACGCGAGGCUCCUCGGAGCGUUGAAGUAUGGAGGUCCUACCUCAAUGGAGCCACACCAUGCGCUUUUCCUCACCUUGCUAUCCAAAAACAAGGACGUCUCGAGUCACGGGGCAUUGGUCUCGACAUUAGCCGGCAUCAGCUAUCCCAGUUCUGCGCCUAUAACCAACUAGAUCUGUCUACCGUCAUUCAGUUAGCCUGGGCGUUUGUUCUGCGAACGUACGUCGGAGAAGACCGUGUCAUUUUCGGAUACUCGUAUGCUGGUAGAGAUGCACUUGUCGUGCCUGGUAUGAAGCGUUAUGUUGGCAGCCUGGCCACCUUUGUGCCCUGCUUGGUCGACUUUUCGCCCAUGUCAAGUGUGCUUGACCUCUUGUGGCAGUUGGAAAGAAUGGCCAAGGAUUCUCGGGAGACGGAAGCUCCAACCUUGGCCGAGAUUGAGCACUCGCUUGGCAUCCAGGGCCAGAGCCUCUUCAACACAUGUGUGACCUGUCAGGAUGUUGAUGACACCAUCUUGAGCGAUUCUGACUCGGACAGCGGCGUCUGGGAGCCCGUUCUACUUGCCAAUACCAUCGAUGGCAACUGCGACGUCUCUCUUUGUGUGACACUCCGCGAGGACCGCAUUCAAGCGGAUGUGAGCUAUUCUUGCUUGUCGCCGGCGCAACUCCACAACGUUAUGAAUACAUUCCAACGUGCUCUGCAGGUCAUCAUCAACAAUCCUGCACAGCUAUGUUCACAAGUUGACUUAUUCACAGAACAUGACUUCCAGCAGAUUAUGAAUCCUGACUGGGAAGAGGAGCAGACCGACACCAAGAUCUCAGCAUGCCUGCACCAGCUUAUUCUCAAACAGUGCGAAGUUCGCCCCAAUUUCCCGGCCAUUUAUGCUUGGGAUGGCGAGCUUUCUUACCAGCAGGUCCGAGCUAGUGUCACUGCACUAGCCACAUAUCUUGUCAACAUUGGUGUUCAUCCCGGCGUUCUGGUUCCCAUCGUCUUGGAGAAGAGCCGCUGGUCGCCGGUCAUUAUGCUUGCUGUGAUGCAAGCAGGCGGCUGCUGUGUCUGCCUGGACGCUCAGGACAUGGUCAUGGUCGAAGCCAUGAUUAAUCAGCUCGCGCCAGAACUUGUAGUUGUUACGGAGGGGUCAUACAAGCACUUGGACCUUUCUAACACGCCUUUCGUUUUGGUCAACGAAACGUUCCUGUCGUCUCUUCCCCCACAGGUUAGUGUAAAGUUGAAAGACUCUCUCCCACAGCAAGCAGCUUGUGCCUUCCUAGCACCGGGCAUUGAGAAGCCAAAGGGAUGCUUCUUUACUCAUGAAUCGCUGUGCUCUAUUCUCUCGGUUCAGGGACAAGCCCUGAAGAUCCACAAUGGCAGUAGAGUGCUUCAGCUCUCUGCUUAUACCGUUGACAUUGCGCUUGUCGAGAUUCUAGGCACAUUGCUCCACGGGGGGUGUGUCUGCAUCCCCUCCCCGUUGGAGCGCGUAAAUGACUUGGAGGGCACUAUUGCUCGCAUGGAUAUUACUUGGACUUAUAUGACAACGGUUUUGUCACGAAAGAUCAACCCAGCCAAUGUGACGAACUUGCAAACCAUCUGCUUCCGCACAAGAACUCUUGAUGAAGAUGCGUUCAAGCCAUGGCUUGGCAACAGGGACAUUCUUCUUGCUUACGGCGCUCCGGAUGUAUGCCCACUCGCGAUUUCAGUUUUCAACGUUGCGGAGUCUAGCGAUACCAACAUCAUUGCUCCGCCUCUCCUCGGUCGGUUCCUGAUCCUCAACCCUGAGGAUCCCAAGAAGUUGAUGCCUCUUGGUGCUGUUGGGGAACUAGCUAUUGAUAGCCCCAUCGUGACACCUCACAAGUACGUUCAUGGCAAUCCCCUCAUGGACCCGGCGGCUUUCCAGCAAAUCCGUGGUGAACGAAAAUGGCGCUACUUGAGAACGGGUCAUCGCGUGCGAUACCUCGACCGGGGGCAUAUUCGCUUCCUUGCGAGCAUGCGAGAUGAAGUCCUGGUCAAUGGAUCUCCGGCCUUGAUUGCUGUCUUGGAACAACAAAUUCGACAAUGUCUCGGCGGCGAUGUAGAUGUUGCCGUGGAGCCCAUCACAACCAGCAACAACGUCAACUCUCUUGCUGCGUUUCUGGAAUUCGGCGACAGCGAGUUUGUUGGACCGUCUGAGCUCGACAAGUUGACAAUGCAGAUGAGAUCCAAGCUCGCUGCUGUCAAAUGGCUGGCAGAAACGUCCCUGGCCCAGGCUUCAAAGCUUAGCCACUCUACUUGCGUCCCAAAGCUCUUCAUCCCCAUCCGUAGAUUCCCACUGUCCACCUCGCUCAAGAUUAAUAGACGCAAAUUGCAGAAGAUGGCCUCUCCAUUUUCGUACACUGACUUGCUAGAAUUGGCAAAUGUCCCUUUUAGCAGCCAGCCUCACUUCACGGGGAUUCAGAGCAAACCACUCCCACUUACACAAACUGAAGAAUCAAUGCGUCUCAUCUGGGCGGCCGUGUUGCACGCCAUGGUCGGGGAUAUUAAGACGACAGAUAGCUUCCUGGAUGCCGGCGGUGACAAACUCCUGGCUAUGAAACUUGUUCUGUCCUGCCGCCAGAAUGGUUUCGAUGUUCAAAUCAGCAAACUUCUCAGCGGAGCCACGCUCACGGAAAUGUGUCAGUCCCUGGAAAUCAAAGAGCAUCAUCUCAUCAAGGCACCCAAGCCCAAGACCUCUCCUAAGCCCAGCGUCGCAGCCCGCAAGCUACCUGAAGGUACAGACCAUGGCUUCGUCAAGCUCGUGGUUGCGCCGCAACUCGACAUCCCCUGGAACGAUGUCAUCGAUGUUGCUGAAGCAUCUUCCCACCAGCUCCAUUGCCUUGAGCCCAGUCUCUACGGACCCAGGAGUGACAUUCGUUGCCUCGUUGUCAAUUUCAAUGGCUCUAUUCGCGCGCAACGCGUCGAGGAAGCAUGUGAGGCCCUCACUCGCCUGCACCCUUCUCUUCGAACUGCCUUCGCCGUGCACGACUGCAACCUGUUCCAAGUUGCCAUUGACUCGUUCCACGCAGACUUUGAGCGAAAGUCUGUGUCAGCGUCUUCUGUAGACAAGGAGAUGCAGCAGGUCUUGAAGCGCAUGCAGAAGGAGGUGCUCCAGUUGAGAGAGCCGGCUACCAAGUUUGCCUUCUUGGAUGCUGGACAACAUGGCGGCAAGUUGAUCAUCCGAUUCAGCUAUGCUCAAGUCAGUGAGUCUGCUGUGCCGCGAUUGGUCCAGGAUUUCGUCAAGUUGUACGAACACCCCACGAUGGAGCGCCGCCGGACCUCCUUCUUCGACUACACUCGUGCUCUGAGAGGUGCGCGAUACGAUGACAGCAGGGUAUACUGGAGACAAAGACUUGAAAAAGCCAAGGUCACUCAGGUUGUUCCCCGUUCAAAGCCUCUUCCUCCAGUUUCCGAAGUCAAAUCCUUCCAGGAGCAAGUCAAGAUUUCAUCGCUCACCGACUUCAAUAUCACAUUCGACAGUGUCCUCAAGGCCGCUUGGGCCAUGGUCAUGGCCACGCUGUCCGGUAGCCCGGACGUUGUCUUUGGUGAAAUCGUCGAAGGACGUCGCCUCAAGCUGGAGACCAGUGUGGAUGUGUCGUCCAUUGCAGGUCCCAUGGAGAACAUUGUGCCCAUUCGGGUGCGGUUCCCAAUUGUCAAUAGUUCGCCCUUGCAGGUUCUCCAGCUCAUCCAGCGAGACAGCGCCGCUUCUCUUCCCUAUGAAGCCAUGGGCGCGCAGAAAAUUGCACAAGAAUGCACAGAUUGGGCCAGCUGGUCGCGAUUCAGCACCGUCGUGCGACACAGAACGCAGGUUCCCGUCGAUGGAACCACCACGUUGAACAUUGACAACACGACGUUUACUUAUAACCUCCUUCAGCCACAGGUUCGAGAUGUUCCCGAUCUCUUUGCCAGUUCUACCAUGAUGUCACCAGACAAGGUCUCGCUCAGCAUCGAGUACUCCCCAGACCGGGUCCCCGAGCAUUUCGCACAAGCAGCCAUGAGGCUCCUCGUCGCAUCCGUCGAAACUCUCGCCUGCUAUGACACCAUCAGUCAGCCCAUUCUCCAGCCAUCAAGCGACUACGAAUCUCUCCCGCCGCGUGUCCUCCUCGAAAAACCCGAGCCAGACGUCACACAGCCCUCAUACACGCAUUGGCUCUCCGCCGAGCAACGCAGUACUCUCCAGCAAUUCCUGAUAUCCAGCUGGAACGAGCUCCUCCACCCGCAUCUCGCGACGCAGGGCAUCUCCGAAACUGACCUUCUGCAUUCCCGCUUCUACGACAUCUCGGGCUCCCUCCUCCCCGCAUACCUCUUUGCUCAACGCCUCAACCACGACCUUCGCAAGGUCGAAAUCGAAGGCAUCCACACCGUACACAUGACGGCCGUCGAAGUCAUCACCACGCCCACCAUCAGCGGCCAAAUGGACCUCAUCACGCGCAAGAUGCACCAGGCCGGCGUCCUCUGCAAGCCCGGCCGCAAGAAGCCAGUCGUCAGCUUCCAUGCCGGCUUCACCCCGACCAAGACUUCAUCCUACAACUGGGCGCUUCUCAACAAAGGAAAAGGUCGCUUCCGUCGCCUCCGCCACGGCGGCAGCCACGGAUCCAUGAAGGACUUUUCCACAAAGGCAGGCGACUGGGUAAAGUCGCGAGUAAAUCUCAGCAAAGAGCGCAGCCCCAUCCUCCCAGAAGGCGUCAUUCACGAACCAAGCAGCUGGGAGGCCCUCAACAGCGAUGCCGUCGGCAUCAAGGACGGCGGCGGGGGCGGCGGCAUGCUGUCUGUGCCCGAGGAAGCCGUGGAAAUCGGCUCGAGUUCUGUCGUCGACCAGCGACAUCAGACCGGCGGCGAGGUGAGCCCCCUGAGUGGCGGGUCGCCCAGGACGAGCUGGAAGGAGGACUCGAGAAAUGCGAGUGGUUCUAUAUCUCCAUGA
This is a messenger RNA of Metarhizium acridum CQMa 102, 8415 nucleotides long. Its product is annotated as Nonribosomal peptide synthetase. Gene Ontology annotation, molecular function: catalytic activity. Lineage: Eukaryota; Fungi; Ascomycota; Sordariomycetes; Hypocreales; Clavicipitaceae. The record is from RefSeq and is a predicted model, not a curated record.